Molecule: messenger RNA, 2739 nt
Organism: Aedes albopictus (Asian tiger mosquito)
Lineage: Eukaryota; Metazoa; Arthropoda; Insecta; Diptera; Culicidae
Product: serine protease 53-like
Exons: 9
Coding region: 16-2688 (890 amino acids)
Biological process (GO): proteolysis
Molecular function (GO): serine-type endopeptidase activity
Source: RefSeq, a predicted model, not a curated record
UCAAUAGAAUCAAUAAUGAUAUUCGAGCUGUUAAUCGUAGUGUUGAUGCGCGGACUAUCAGCUGCUCCAACGGAAAAGAUCAUCAAUGGGACGGACACCACGAUAGAGCAGUACCCGUUCAUUUUCUCUCUGCGGUCUUCAUCCGGUAGUCACUCCUGCGGCGGAAGUAUCCUUACGAAUUACUGGAUGCUCUGUGCUGCACAUUGUGUCAACGAGUACACCACUCCAAUCCUUCAGUCGAUCCAGGUUGGCCGAACGGAGAUAACUAAGGCAGCCGAUAGCUCAGUGUUCGACAUUGAUCGGGUGAUCAUUCAUCCUGAGUAUACUCCGUCCAACAGCUACAAAAACGAUAUUGCCGUUUUCAAGCUGAAGCGUCCGUUGGAGUUUAGUCAAUCGGUCCAGCCCGUUCAACUGCCUUCUCCGUGCUUCGAAGUUCCGGAAUCGAACCCAGAAGUAAGCCUACUGGGCUGGGGCGUAACCGAUGCCGGAGUUGUUGCUUCGAUUCUGCAAAAGGUGAACUACUACGCGGUACCGAACGAGGAGUGCAACCAAAUUCACAGCAAUACGAUCUACCCGAGCCAUAUCUGUGCGGCUUAUCCGGGUGGUGGCAAGGGACAGUGCAGUGGAGACUCCGGUGGACCUUUGAUUCACAACGGGGUGCAGGUUGGAAUCGUGUCGUGGAGCAUCAAGCCUUGCACGAUAGCGCCGUAUCCUGGAGUGUUGACUAAAGUUUCUCAUUUUAUUGAUUUUAUUUACGAGCACACUGAUUUGGACUCCGCUGCGUACCGUAAUGCGAAAUGGAAACAGAAGAACGUGGUGUACUGCAUACCAUGUGGGGCUGACGAGAAGGUGUACAUCGGCCAAACGAAAAGGAUGCUAGAAGUAAGAGUGGCGGAACACAAGAAUGACUGCCGAGGUAGAAACCCGAAAUCGGGCCUGGCAGUCCACAAAAUGGAAGAAGGACAUAUCUUCAACUUCGAUCAAGUGAAGAUUUUGGAUCGAAUCCAAGACCAGGCAACCAGGAACAUAGCAGAGGUGUUUCAUAUUAAGAAGAGAGGAGAAGAUCUCACUGUGAACCUACAGAGAGAGUGUGGGAACUUCAACUCGGCUUACAACGGGCUUUUAGCUCAGUUGCGAAGACAACCUCUAGCCAUGAUAGCACAUCUAAUCAGCGCAAUUGUCCUAUUCAACGCGGCUUAUGCUGUCCCAGCAACAUCCAAGAUCGUCAAUGGCACAGAUGCAUCAAUCACGGAUUAUCCCUUCAUGGUAUCGCUGCGUAGAGCCUCGGGUAGACAUGCCUGCGGAGGAAGCAUACUUAACGAAUACUGGGUCCUAACGGCGGCUCAAUGCGUCAAUUUCUAUACCACCCCCAUUGUGCAAACGAUCCAGGUAGGGCGGUCCGAUGUGUCGCGGGAUGUGGACGAUUCCGUUUACUUUAUUGCCGACGUGAUUAUCCAUCCGUUUUACGAUGCGUCGAAUAGUUACGUGAACGAUAUUGCGCUGCUUAAGCUGAAGACACCGCUGGUGUUCAGCGAAAACGUCCAGCCAGUGAAGCUUGCAAGUAAAUGGUAUGAGCUGAAAGAGGAAAACUUGGGUGUGACGUUGAUUGGUUGGGGUCGGCUGUGGACUCAGGGCGAUUACCCAACUACGCUGCAAAAGGUGGAUUUAUUUGCAGUGCCUAAUUCCCAGUGUAACGGAUUCCAUAUAAAUCACAUCUAUCCGAGCCAAAUUUGCGCAGCUGUGCCGGAAGGAGGCAAAGGGCAAUGCAACGGUGAUUCUGGAGGUCCUUUGCUGCAUAAUGGAGAACAAGUUGGCAUAGUCUCCUGGAGUAUCAAACCUUGUACGGUUGCACCAUAUCCCGGUGUUCUGACUAAGGUUUCGUACUUCCUCGAUUUCAUCAAUGAGUACACCAACUAUCUAGCCAUGAUAGCACAGCUAAUCAGCGCAAUUGUCCUAUUCAACGCGGCUUAUGCUGCCCCAGCAACAUCCAAGAUCGUCAAUGGGACAGACGCAUCAAUCACGGAUUAUCCAUUCAUGAUAUCGCUGCGUAGUGCAUCGGGUGGACAUUCCUGCGGAGGAAGCAUACUUAACGAAUACUGGGUCCUAACGGCGGCUCACUGCGUCAAUUUCUAUACCACCCCCAUUGUGCAAUCGAUUCAGGUAGGGCGGACCGAUGUGUCGCGGGAUGUGGACGAUUCCGUUUACUUUAUUGCCGACGUGAUUAUCCAUCCGUUUUACGAUGCAUCGAAUAGUUACGUGAACGAUAUUGCGCUGCUUAAGCUGAAGACACCGCUGGUGUUCAGCGAAAACGUCCAGCCAGUGAAGCUUGCAAGUAAAUGGUAUGAGCUGGAAGAGGAAAACUUGGAUGUGACGUUGAUUGGUUGGGGUCGGCUGUGGACUGACGGCGAUUUACCAACUACGCUGCAAAAGGUGGAUUAUUUUGCUGUACCCAAUUCUCAGUGUAACGGAUUCCAUAGAAGUCACAUCUAUCCGAGCCAAAUUUGCGCAGCUGUGCCGGAAGGGGGCAAAGGGCAAUGCAAUGGCGAUUCUGGAGGUCCUUUGCUGCAUAAUGGAGAACAAGUUGGCAUAGUCUCCUGGAGCAUCAAACCUUGUACGGUUGCACCAUAUCCCGGUGUUCUGACCAAGGUUUCGUACUUCCUCGAUUUCAUCAAUGAGUACACCAACUAAAUGGUGAUAUUUGCUAGUGAAAAUAAAGUUAGAAAAAUAUAUCACCAACUC